Molecule: messenger RNA, 261 nt
Organism: Colletotrichum orchidophilum
Lineage: Eukaryota; Fungi; Ascomycota; Sordariomycetes; Glomerellales; Glomerellaceae
Exons: 1
Coding region: 1-261 (86 amino acids)
Source: RefSeq, a predicted model, not a curated record
AUGCCACUUGUCGAGAUUGCUCAGGCUAAGGAUUCAUCAAGCCGGCACCAGAAGGGACCUCAGGAUGUCAAGGCCGACGCAUUGGCUGACCAUGAGAACCGUAAUCUCUCGAUGUCGCCGCAUGAGGAAUGGUCUGAGCAGGGCGUCGAUCUUCGAGGUGUGUGGGGCAGCCGAGCCGCCCGGCUAUAUGCUUUCGGCUUCUUCGAAUCCACGGGGAAGAAGCCGGGCAGCCACUGUGCUCGGCACAGGAAGCCCAGAUGA